Messenger RNA from Camponotus floridanus (Florida carpenter ant), 2887 nucleotides. It is a transcript of the gene Dh44-R1, whose product is annotated as diuretic hormone receptor. Gene Ontology annotation, cellular component: plasma membrane. Gene Ontology annotation, biological process: cell surface receptor signaling pathway; adenylate cyclase-modulating G protein-coupled receptor signaling pathway. The transcript has 11 exons. Bases 571 to 1995 code for a protein of 474 amino acids. The record is from RefSeq and is a predicted model, not a curated record. NCBI's taxonomy places the organism in Eukaryota, Metazoa, Arthropoda, Insecta, Hymenoptera, Formicidae. Gene Ontology annotation, molecular function: diuretic hormone receptor activity; peptide hormone binding; G protein-coupled peptide receptor activity.
GACGCGGCCGCCGCAAAGCCGACUUCGCCGUCGGCGUCGUCGCGUAGAACCAGCCGCGGAGGUGGCCGGUAGUGGUCCUCGUCCUGGAGCACGUGCCGCCGGCUAGUAGUCGCGUGUCAUCGCUGGCCGGUAGACGGUACGAAAUUAGAAGCAUUUUGUCCUGCGUAAAUUAAAAAAUUAAAAGAAAAAGGAACGAGCUAACGUAUAGAAGAAGAUGGAUGGAGUAAAAUCUAAAGAUAAAGAGCGCAACGUUUCUCUCUCCGAUAAGAAGCUCUCUGUAGCUUAAUUCGCGGUCGCGUUGUUGAUACAACCAGUUGAUACAUCGCGGUAUUAAUAGUGCGAUGAGAUUGUAUCGCGAUAUAGCUACGAAUUGAACGAUUGUUUCCGUGAAACACGUUUCGCAUGAAGAAUCCAGGUUUUACGAGAUCAUCGCCGAGAGUUAUAGUCGGCUAAGGAAAACGAUAUUGGAAGCAAUUAAAUUUGCAAAUAUUUAUCCCGAACUAAGAAAGGGAUCUCCGUGGAAAAAUAACGCGACAGGAUUGGACCCGAUGAUUACGGCGGACAUCAGAUAUGGCCUGGUUCCUUGCAAACGAGACAGAACCAUUGGUCGAUGACAAUUACGUGUUGAACGUAUUGAACUACAUUAACGAACUAAACGAGUCGCUUAGCAGCGAGCAGUCUAAGUGUCUCGAACGCAAGCAUCAGGAUCAAAACAGGAAACAGGAUCGGUUGGAAUGUGAAGUGAACUGGGACACUAUAUUGUGCUGGCCCCGAACGCCUCCCGGCACUCUGGCUACCAUCCCUUGUUUCGACGAGCUCAAUGGAAUACUCUAUGAUAACACUCAAAAUGCCAGUCGGUGGUGUUGGCCCAAUGGAACAUGGGACAAUUACUCCAAUUAUUCUUUGUGUCGAGACCUGCGGCUACCGGCGAUCGAGCUUGGGGUGGAAAUAUCGACUACGUUAUAUUUCAUCGGUUAUGGCUUGUCCUUAUUCACUUUAAUCGUCGCAGUCUGCAUAUUUAUCUAUUACAAAGAGUUACGGUGUCUUAGAAACAACAUACACACAAAUUUAAUGUUCACAUAUAUUAUGGCUGACUUGACGUGGAUUUUAACUACUGUAAUGCAGGUAUCCAUGCAAUCAAAUAUACCAACUUGCGUGACGCUCUUUUCGCUUCUUCAUUACUUUCAUUUGACGAACUUUUUCUGGAUGUUCGUCGAAGGUCUAUAUCUAUAUUUGUUGGUCGUGAAAACGUUCACCGGCGACAAUAUCAAGUUGAGACUUUGCUUAGUGAUCGGCUGGGGUGUUCCGAUUCUUGUAAUAGCAAUGUGGGGAAUCGCCAAAUCGCUCAAUCAAAAAGUCAUGAGCCACGUCGUGAACCAGAUUAAUCAGGAAGUCGCGCUUUGGAGGCACUGUCCCUGGAUGAUACCACAUCCCUACGACUGGUUUUAUCAAGCACCCGCUAUAACAGUCCUCGCAGUGAAUAUGAUAUUCCUUUUCAUGAUUAUGCGGGUGUUGAUAACAAAACUAUGGUCUGCUAAUAACGUGGAGACUCAGCAAUAUCGGAAAGCCAGUAAAGCUCUCUUAGUGUUAAUACCACUUCUGGGAGUGACGUACGUGCUGGUCAUAGCGGGACCCACCGAAGGCCAGGUCGCAAAUAUAUUCUCCUAUGCGCGUGCGGUGCUGCUUUCUUCACAGGGAUUCUUUGUUGCGUUGUUUUACUGUUUUCUUAAUACGGAAGUGCAGAAUACAGUCAGGCAUCAUUUCUCACGAUGGAGCACCGCGCGAAAUCUUGGCAAUCAUCAGAGGUAUUAUAACAACUGGUCGCCCCGUUCAAGAACGGAAAGCAUAAGGUUAUAUUGUCAACCGUCGAAUCCGUACCAAAAGCGAGAAUCCACAGUAAGUGAAACCACCACUACGACAGUGAUAGGCCCGAAUUCCACCACGACGUUUCUCGAUAAGUCCAAGAAUGCUAUUUCGGAAGACCUCAACGAAUGAGAGAGAUUCGCGAGAGAGACAAGAUUCGCGAGAGGAAUUCCGAUGUAAAACAGUAGUAUACAAAAUGUUACUUCUGGACCACCGCAAUUGGGCACAUGAAAAAAAAUGGCUAAAAUUACCAAAGAAAAAAUCUAAAAUCCAUUAAAAUUUAUCAAAAAGGAGUUAAAAUCAUACGAAAAUCCCUCUUUUUCAACCAAAAAAUGGCUCUUGUAUCUCAGAUUUCACAAACGAAUUUUCUAAAAUGUCCGCUAAGCCUGACUUGGCCCAAUGGCUAUCCCCAUAUAGCAUCCUAUGUCCAAAAGACAUUAACAGGACAUCCUGAAGAUUUCUAAUCACCCAAAGAUAUCUUCUGGAUACGUUCUGGACAUUUUUUGGAUAUGCAUGCUAUGGGUAAACAUUUUUUUCUUUUGAUUUUUGCUUAAUUUUUGGAGAGCUCAGUUUUGGUGGUCUAUAUUUCUUGAGGUACUUUUGGGUGUUUCAAAAAAGAGAAAUUUUCGCAUGAUUUAACUCCUUUUUGAUAAAUUUUAAUGGAUUUUAGAUUUUUUCUUUGGUAAUUUUUUUCAUGCGCCCAAUUGCCGUGGUCUAGAAGUAAUAUUUUGUAUACUAUUUAAAACAAAUUUCGCGUCGCGUUGCAUCGCGGCAGAUUUUAUCAUCGAUUGACUGCAUUUUUCAUGAAUAGCUUGUAGUUAUGUGAAAAAUUUGAAAAUUUGCCGUAUUUUUUUAAGAUCUUCAGGCAUAGACUCUUCUCAAGCUGAAGAAUGCAAUAAUAACGAAAUAAUUUUUCACCGACAAUGAUAGUAACUUGAAAAUUUGAAGAAAUUUCUUCAAUAUUUUUAUAUCAUUAAGAUUCUUAGCUUUCCAUUGCAGCCCUAAUUUUUGACUGAAAGCGAGA